Marmota monax (woodchuck) is the source of this 8623-nucleotide messenger RNA. Its product is annotated as protein HIRA. Gene Ontology annotation, cellular component: clathrin complex; clathrin-coated endocytic vesicle; nucleus. The record is from RefSeq and is a predicted model, not a curated record. Gene Ontology annotation, biological process: regulation of DNA-templated transcription; chromatin remodeling; receptor-mediated endocytosis. Bases 408 to 8174 code for a protein of 2588 amino acids. Gene Ontology annotation, molecular function: structural molecule activity; clathrin light chain binding; nucleosome binding. NCBI's taxonomy places the organism in Eukaryota, Metazoa, Chordata, Mammalia, Rodentia, Sciuridae. The transcript is spliced from 55 exons.
AUAUUUAUUCAAAAUACUUUUACAAUUAAUUUUUUAAAAAUUAUCAAUAGCAAAAUAUGGGACAGAGUCUGUUGACAGGCAGCUGCCCAAAUUUAACUAUGAAAAGCUGUGUAGUGAAUUUUGCAAGCCAAAUGUGGAGCAGUCUUACUUUAUUCUGGUCACAUGCACAUCUGUUUUUGCCCACACCCCCAAAGAGGUCCCGGCCGCGGUUGAAUUUUACCUCAUGGGAAUGAGUUCCCAGAAGGACAACAAUGAAGCUCUCUGGUGGGUGUCUCUGACCUGUGUCUUCCAAGAAAGCCUGAAGGAGACAAGGCAAACCGAUUUUUUCAGUUGAUAUUCACCCUGAUGGGACCAAGUUCGCAACUGGAGGACAAGGGCAGGAUUCUGGGAAGGUUGUGAUCUGGAAUAUGUCUCCAGUCCUCCAGGAGGAUGAUGAGAAGGAUGAAAAUAUUCCCAAGAUGCUUUGCCAGAUGGACAAUCACUUAGCAUGUGUGAACUGUGUGCGGUGGUCAAACAGUGGGAUGUAUUUAGCUUCUGGGGGAGAUGACAAACUGAUUAUGGUGUGGAAGCGGGCUACGUACAUUGGGCCCAGUACUGUGUUCGGCUCCAGUGGUAAACUUGCCAAUGUGGAGCAGUGGCGGUGUGUUUCCAUUCUCCGGAGUCACUCAGGUGAUGUAAUGGAUGUAGCAUGGUCUCCCCAUGAUGCCUGGCUAGCCUCAUGCAGCGUGGAUAACACUGUCGUCAUCUGGAAUGCCGUGAAAUUUCCAGAAAUUCUUGCUACUCUUAGAGGUCAUUCUGGCUUGGUGAAAGGGUUAACAUGGGACCCCGUUGGUAAAUACAUUGCCUCUCAAGCUGAUGACCGCAGUCUGAAGGUGUGGAGGACCCUGGACUGGCAGUUAGAGACCAGCAUCACCAAACCUUUUGAUGAGUGUGGAGGAACGACCCAUGUACUGCGGCUCAGCUGGUCACCUGAUGGGCAUUACCUUGUGUCUGCCCAUGCAAUGAACAAUUCUGGCCCCACUGCCCAGAUCAUCGAACGGGAGGGCUGGAAGACCAACAUGGACUUUGUGGGACACCGGAAAGCUGUAACUGUUGUGAAAUUCAACCCAAAAAUCUUCAAAAAGAAACAGAAGAAUGGGAGUUCUGCAAAGCCCAGCUGCCCUUACUGCUGCUGUGCUGUUGGCAGCAAGGAUCGCUCACUCUCUGUCUGGCUCACGUGUCUGAAACGGCCUUUGGUUGUCAUUCAUGAGCUGUUUGACAAAUCCAUCAUGGAUAUUUCCUGGACUCUGAAUGGGCUGGGCAUCCUGGUGUGCUCCAUGGAUGGCUCUGUGGCAUUCCUCGACUUCUCCCAGGAUGAGCUUGGAGACCCCCUCAGUGAGGAGGAAAAGAGCCGCAUUCACCAGUCCACCUAUGGCAAGAGCCUGGCCAUCAUGACUGAGGCCCAGCUCUCCACAGCUGUCAUCGAGAACCCAGAGAUGCUCAAGUACCAACGGAGGCAGCAACAGCAGCAGUUAGACCAGAAGAGUGCCGCAGCCAGAGAGAUGGGCUCAGCAUCCUCAGUCGCGGGUGUUGUCAACGGGGAGAGUCUGGAAGAUAUUAGGAAGAAUCUUUUGAAGAAACAAGUUGAGACUCGGACAGCAGAUGGUCGAAGAAGAAUCACGCCUCUCUGCAUAGCUCAGCUGGACACUGGGGACUUCUCCACGGCAUUCUUUAACAGCAUCCCACUCUCGGGCUCACUGGCAGGCACCAUGCUCUCCUCUCAUAGCAGUCAGCAGCUACUGCCAUUGGACUCCAGUACCCCCAACUCCUUCGGCGCCUCGAAGCCUUGCACAGAGCCUGUGGCAGCUGCCAGUGCCAGGCCUGCAGGCGAGUCUGUCAGUAAGGACAGUAUGAAUGCUACCUCUACUACUGCUGCAUUGUCACCCUCCGUGUUAACAACCCCGUCCAAGAUUGAACCCAUGAAAGCAUUUGACUCCCGAUUCACAGAGCGGUCCAAAGCCACGCCAGGUGCUCCUUCCUUGACAAGUGUGACUUCGACAGCUGUUGAAAGGUUGAAAGAACAGAAUCUUGUGAAAGAGCUGAGGCCCCGGGAUCUCCUAGAGAGCAGCAGUGACAGUGAUGAAAAGGUCCCCUUGGCUAAGCCAUCCUCAUUAUCCAAGCGAAAACUUGAGCUUGAGGUAGAGACAGUGGAAAAGAAGAAAAAGGGGCGUCCUCGGAAGGACUCCCGUCUCCUGCCCAUGUCUCUGUCUGUCCAGUCUCCAGCCACCCUUACUGCAGAGAAGGAGGCCAUGUGUCUGACUGCACCAGCACUUGCACUGAAGCUGCCAAUACCAGGCCCCCAGAGAGCAUUCACCCUCCAGGUGAGCUCUGACCCCUCCAUGUACAUUGAGGUGGAAAAUGAAGUAACGGCCGUGGGGGGUGUAAAACUGAGCCGACUGAAGUGCAACCGGGAAGGAAAGGAGUGGGAGACAGUGCUCACUAGCCGGAUCCUCACUGCUGCCGGCAGCUGUGAUGUGGUGUGUGUCGCCUGUGAAAAGAGGACGCUGUCGGUGUUCUCCACCUGUGGUCGCCGCCUCCUCCCUCCCAUCCUCCUGCCGUCCCCGAUCUCUACUUUGCACUGCACAGGUUCCUAUGUCAUGGCGCUCACUGCUGCAGCUACACUGUCUGUCUGGGAUGUUCACAGGCAGGUGGUUGUGGUGAAAGAAGAGUCUCUACACUCCAUCUUGGCAGGAAGUGAUAUGACAGUGUCACAGAUCUUGCUGACGCAGCAUGGAAUCCCAGUGAUGAACCUAUCUGAUGGGAAAGCAUACUGCUUUAAUCCGUCACUCUCUACGUGGAACCUGGUUUCUGACAAGCAAGACUCACUGGCCCAAUGUGCAGACUUUAGGAGCAGCCUGCCAUCCCAGGAUGCCAUGUUGUGCUCAGGACCGUUAGCCAUAAUCCAGGGCCGCACCUCCAACUCUGGAAGGCAAGCUGCCCGGCUUUUCUCCGUGCCUCAUGUGGUACAGCAGGAGACCACGCUGGCCUACCUAGAGAACCAGGUUGCAGCAGCACUCACCCUACAGUCCAGCCAUGAGUACCGCCAUUGGCUCCUUCUUUAUGCACGGUACCUCGUGAAUGAAGGGUUUGAAUACCGACUUCGAGAAAUAUGCAAGGACUUACUGGGUCCGGUUCACUGCUCCACUGGAAGCCAGUGGGAGUCAACAGUAGUGCUCCAAAACCUAGGAAUAAAUCCAGCCAAUAUUGGAUUUAGCACACUGACUAUGGAGUCUGACAAGUUCAUAUGUGUCCGAGAGAAAGUCGGGGAGCAGGCACAAGUGGUGAUUAUUGACAUGAAUGACCCAAUGGCACCCAUCAGGCGUCCUAUCUCAGCAGAGAGUGCCAUCAUGAAUCCAGCUUCUAAAGUGAUAGCUCUGAAAGCUGGGAAGACUCUUCAAAUCUUUAAUAUUGGGCUGAAGAGUAAAAUGAAGUCUCAUACUAUGGCAGAAGAGGUGUUAUUUUGGAAAUGGAUCUCUGUGAACACUAUUGCCUUGGUGACUGAGACCAUGGUCUACCACUGGAACAUGGAAGGUGACUCCCAGCCCAUGAAGAUGUUUGAUAGGCAUGCUAGUCUGGCUGGGUGCCAGAUGAUCCACUACCGAACUGAUGAAUACCAGAAGUGGCUGCUCCUUAUUGGCAUCUCAGCUCAGCAAAACCGUGUGGUUGGAGCAAUGCAGCUCUAUUCUGUGGAGAGGAAGGUUUCACAACCCAUAGAAGGCCAUGCUGCUGCCUUUGCAGAGUUCAAGAUAGAAGGGAAUACCAAGCCUGUCACUCUCUUCUGCUUUGCUGUACGCAGUUCCACAGGAGGCAAGUUGCACAUAAUUGAAGUUGGACAGCCUGCAGCAGGAAACCAGCCUUUUGUAAAAAAAGCUGUGGAUGUGUUUUUCCCUCCAGAGGCACAGACUGAUUUUCCAGUGGCUAUGCAGAUUGGAGCUAAACAUGGAGUUAUAUAUUUGAUCACAAAGUACGGCUACCUACAUAUGUAUGAUUUAGAGUCUGCUGUGUGUAUCUACAUGAACCGUAUUAGCGCUGACACAAUCUUUGUAACUGUUCCACAUGAACUAACCUCUGGGAUUAUUGGUGUCAACAAAAAAGGACAGGUGCUGUCAGUUUGUGUUGAGGAAGAAAACAUUGUGAGUUAUGCAACCAAUGUGCUUCAGAAUCCAGACCUGGGUCUGCGUUUGGCUGUUCGUAGUAACCUGCCAGGGGCAGAGGAGUUAUAUGUGAGAAAAUUCAGUACCUUCUUUGCACAGGGGAACUAUGCUGAAGCCGCCAAAGUAGCAGCAUCUGCACCAAAGGGAAUUCUACGUACCUGUGAUACAGUCCAGAAGUUCCAAAGUAUACCUGCCCAGCCUGGCCAAGCCUCUCCUUUGCUCCAGUACUUUGGAAUCCUGCUUGACCAGGGUCAGCUCAAUAAACUUGAAUCUUUAGAGCUUUGCCGGCUAGUUCUUCAGCAGGGGCGCAAGCAACUCUUAGAGAAGUGGCUGAAAGAAGAUAAGCUAGAGUGUUCAGAGGAACUGGGAGAUUUGGUCAAAACUGCUGAACCUAUACUGGCUCUGAGUGUGUACCUUCGGGCAAAUGUACCAAGCAAAGUUAUCCAGUGUUUUGCAGAAACAGGCCAAUUCCAAAAAAUUGUGCUCUAUUCCAAAAAGGUUGGUUAUAUCCCAGACUGGAUCUCUUUGCUGAGGAGUGUGAUGAGGAUCAGUCCAGAACAGGGUCUGCAGUUUUCCCAAAUGCUAGUGCAGGAUGAGGAGCCAUUGGCCAACAUUAACCAGAUUGUGGACAUUUUCAUGGAAAACAGUUUAAUUCAGCAGUGUACUUCCUUCUUGCUGGACAUCUUGAAGAAUGAUCACCCAGCUGAGGGGCACCUCCAGACCCAGCUGUUGGAAAUGAAUCUGAUCCAUGCCCCCCAGGUUGCAGAUGCCAUCCUUGGAAAUCAGAUGUUUACACAUUAUGAUCGAAUCCAUGUUGCCCAGCUUUGUGAGAAGGCAGGCCUCCUGCAACGGGCGCUAGAGCACUACAGUGACAUCAAUGACAUCAAGAGGGCUGUAGUCCACACCCAUCUUCUCAAUCCUGAGUGGCUUGCCAAUUUCUUUGGUUCCUUGUCGGUGGAGGAUUCCAUGGAGUGUCUACAUGCCAUGUUGUCUGCUAACAUCAGACAGAACCUUCAGCUGUGUGUGCAGGUGGCUUCUAAGUACCAUGAACAGCUGGGCACACAGUCCUUGGUAGAGCUUUUUGAAUCCUUCAAGAGUUAUGAAGGCCUCUUCUACUUCCUGGGCUCAAUUGUGAACUUUAGCCAAGACCCAGAUGUGCAUUUGAAGUACAUUCAGGCUGCCUGCAAGACAGGGCAGAUCAAGGAGGUGGAGAGAAUAUGCCGCGAGAGCAGCUACUAUUACCCAGAUAGGGUGAAGAAUUUCCUAAAGGAGGCUAAGCUCACAGACCAGCUCCCCCUCAUCAUUGUGUGUGACCGCUUUGACUUUGUGCAUGACCUUGUCCUGUAUUUAUACCACAACAACCUGCAGAAGUACAUUGAGAUCUACGUUCAGAAGGUCAACCCUAGCCGUCUCCCAGCUGUGGUUGGAGGGCUGCUUGAUGUGGAUUGUUCUGAAGAAGUAAUUAAAAACUUAAUCAUGGUGGUGAGAGGACAGUUCUCUACUGAUGAGCUGGUGGCUGAAGUAGAAAAAAGAAACAGGCUCAAAUUGCUUCUUCCCUGGCUGGAGUCUCGGAUUCAUGAAAGCUGUGAAGAGCCUGCCACUCAUAAUGCACUGGCUAAAAUCUACAUUGACAGCAACAAUAGCCCUGAGCGCUUUUUGAGAGAGAAUGCCUACUAUGAUAGCAGUGUGGUGGGCCAGUACUGUGAGAAGCGGGACCCACAUCUGGCCUGCAUUGCCUAUGAGCGGGGACAGUGUGACCUAGAGCUCAUCCAGGUUUGCAAUGAAAAUUCUCUGUUCAAAAGUGAGGCCCGCUACCUGGUACGCAGGAAGGAUCCAGAGCUGUGGACCCGUGUCCUUGCAGAGACCAACCCAUCUAGGAGACACCUAAUUGACCAGGUGGUACAAACAGCAUUAUCAGAAACACAGGAUCCUGAAGAGGUUUCAGUCACUGUCAAAGCCUUUAUGACAGCUGACCUCCCUAAUGAAUUGAUUGAACUUCUGGAGAAGAUUGUUCUGGAUAAUUCUGUCUUCAGUGAGCACAGGAAUCUCCAGAAUCUGCUGAUCCUGACUGCCAUCAAGGCAGAUCGAACACGGGUCAUGGAGUAUAUCAGCCGCCUCGACAACUAUGAUGCUGCAGACAUCGCAAGCAUUGCCAUCAGUAGUGUGCUGUACGAGGAGGCCUUCACCAUCUUCUACAAGUUUGGUGUGAAUGCCUCAGCGAUCCAGGUUCUGAUUGAGAAUAUUGGAAACCUAGACCGAGCAUACGAGUUUGCAGAAAAAUGCAAUGAGCCUGCUGUGUGGAGUCAGCUGGCCCAAGCACAGCUUCAGAAGGACUUGGUGAAGGAAGCCAUCGACUCCUACAUCAGAGCAGAUGACCCUACCUCUUACCUGGAAGUUGUUCAGGCCGCCACCAAGAGCAACAACUGGGAGGAUCUAGUGAAAUUCCUGCAGAUGGCUAGGAAAAACAGCCGUGCAUCCUAUAUAGAGACUGAACUUAUUUUUGCAUUGGCUAAAACCAGCCGUCUGUCUGAGCUAGAAGAUUGCAUUAAUGCACCCAACAAUGCCAACAUCCAGCAGGUUGGAGACCGCUGUUAUGAGGAAGGGAUGUAUGAGGCUGCCAAACUGCUAUAUAACAAUAUUUCUAACUUUGCCCGCCUGGCUUCCACUUUGGUCCACCUGGGUGAGUAUCAGGCAGCAGUGGACAGCAGCCACAAGGCCAACAGCACUGAGACAUGGAAAGAGGUAUGCUUUGCCUGUGUGGAUGGGCAGGAGUUCCGCCUUGCACAGCUGUGUAGCCUUCACAUCAUCAUUCAUGCAGAUGAGCUAGAGGAGUUAAUAUACUAUUACCAGGAUCGAGGAUACUUUGAGGAGCUCAUGUCCCUACUAGAAGCAGCCCUGGGCCUGGAGAGGGCCCACAUGGGCAUGUUCACUGAGCUGGCCAUUUUGUACUCCAAAUUCAAGCCUCAGAAGAUGCCAGAGCACCUGGAGCUCUUCUGGUCCCGUGUCAACAUCCCAAAGGUGCUGAAGGCCGCAGAGCAGGCACACCUCUGGGCAGAGCUGGUGUUCCUCUAUGACAAGUAUGAGGAAUAUGACAAUGCUGUUCUCACCAUGAUGAGUCACCCCACUGAAUCUUGGAAAGAAGGUCAGUUCAAGGACUUCAUUGCCAAGGUUGCCAACAUUGAGCUCUAUUAUAAAGCCCUACAGUUCUAUUUGGACUAUAAGCCUCUGCUCAUUAAUGACCUGCUAUUGGUGCUUUCACCCCGGCUGGACCACACCCGGACAGUCAGUUUCUUUUCAAAGGCAGGCCAGUUGCCCCUAGUGAAGCCUUACCUGUGUUCAGUCCAGAACCACAACAACAAAAAUGUGAAUGAAGCACUCAACCAUCUGCUGACUGAAGAGGAAGAUUAUCAGGGCUUGAGGGCAUCUAUCUAUGCCUAUGACAACUUUGACAACAUCAGCCUGGCUCAACGGCUAGAGAAGCACCAGAUGAUCGAAUUUAGGCGCAUAGCAGCCUAUCUUUACAAGGGCAACAAUCGGUGGGCCCAGAGUGUGGAACUCUGCAAGAAGGACCAUCUCUAUAAGGAUGCCAUGCAGCAUGCCUCAGAGUCGCGUGAUCCUGAGCUAGCGGAGAAGUUGCUACAGUGGUUCCUGGAGGAAGGAAAGUGGGAGUGUUUUGCAGCCUCUCUCUUCACCUGCUAUGAUCUGCUUCACCCAGAUGUGGUGCUCGAGCUGGCCUGGAGACACAACCUCAUGGAUUUUGCUAUUCCUUACUUCAUUCAGGUGAUGAGAGAGUUCCUUAACAAAGUGGACAAACUAGAUGCCUUGGAGAGUCUGCACAAGCAUGAGGAGCAUGUGGGGGAGCCUGCCCCACUUGUGUUCGGCCAGCAGCUGACGCUGACAGUGAGCUCUGCUGGCUUCCCCUAUGGAUAUGCAGCUGCUCCUACCUUCACCCAGCCUCCUGUGUUUAGCUUCAGUGUUUAGUGGGUAUUCAGUAUCCACACCCCACUCCACCCAAUUAUUAAUUUCUCCAAGAAACAUUGUACUCUGGACACACAGAGAACCCUGAUUGGGAAGCAGGACACACUGGCUGUUAUUCAUUUUUACUGAAGCUCAAUGAUGGCAGCUAUUGAGCCAUCUUAGAACCUGGGAAGGUCUCAGUAGACCCUGACUGCCCAAGAAGACAAGCACCAACCACAGUGGGACUACUGCUUCCAGACCCUCUGGCUGGAGCCAGGCAUUGCUAGGGAAGUUCUUUUCUACAAGGAUUCCCUGAAGCUUGGUAGGAGGGGCAUUCUCUUCACCCCAUAUUGGCUGAGCUGCCCUCUCCAGGCUACUUUGCAGACAUAUAGGAUUUGUAUGGAGAUGCCAAACCUCAUGACUCUGAGUCUCCUGCUGAUUAUGAAUAUUAAAAGUUGGUUUAGCAAGACGAA